CCACUAUCCGUAUUUACGGAAAGAUGGCGGUGCAAGCGGACCGUGGUGUCCCACUGAGUACGCUUUCACCCAAGUUUCUUCAUACCAACUCCACCAGCCACACCUGGCCCUUCAGCGCCAUAGCUGAGCUCAUCGACAAUGCCUACGAUCCAGAUGUCAGCGCCAAGCAGUUCUGGAUCGAUAAGACCAUGGUGAAAGGGGAAGCCUGCCUCAGCUUUAUGGAUAAUGGAAAUGGACUGGACCACGAAACGAUGCACAAGAUGCUCAGCUUCGGUUACAGCGACAAGAUUGCUGUAAAUGGUCAAGAGCCAAUUGGAAUCUAUGGCAACGGCUUCAAGUCUGGAUCCAUGCGACUUGGCAAAGACGCCAUCGUCUUUUCCAAGUCGAAGAGCACCUCCUGUGUCGGGAUGCUCUCUCAGACCUACCUGAAGGAGAUUGAUGCCCAGCAGAUAAUUGUGCCUAUUGUUUGCUUUGAAGAGAGGGAAAAAAACAAAAUCUCUGUAAGAGAGGAACACAAAGCCAGUCUGCAAGAUAUUCUGCUGUAUUCCCCUUUUAACUCACAAGACGAACUGCUGGCCGAGAUUAACGUCAUCGCUUCGGUCUGGUCCAAAGAGAAAACCGGCACACGGAUCAUCAUCUGGAAUCUCCGCAGAACAUCUUCAGGAGCAACAGAGUUUGAUUUUGAGACAGACAGGUACGACAUCCGAAUUCCAUCUGAGGUCUACGAGACAAUGAACGAUCCUUCUCAGCUUCCAGACAGGAGCACAUCGUACAUCCCUGAGACUGUGUACUCACUGCGGGCGUACUGCAGUAUUCUGUACUUGAAGCCUCGGAUGCAGGUCGUGGUACGCAGUCAAAAGGUGCAAACUCAGCUCAUCGCUAAGAGUUUGGCCUUAAUACGCAAGGACCACUACAAGCCCAACUUUCUGAACAAACGCAUCACUAUAACUUUUGGGUACAACACCAAAAGUAAGGACCAGUAUGGUAUAAUGAUGUAUCACAAGAAUCGGCUCAUCAAAGCCUACGAACGUGUGGGAUGCCAGCUUAAGGCUGACAACAAAGGAGUCGGAGUCAUUGGGGUCAUAGAAUGUAACUUUCUGGAUCCUACCCACAACAAACAGAGCUUUAAUGAAACAGAUAAAUACAGGAAAACUAUAAACAAUUUGGGGAUCAAACUGGAGGAGUACUGGAAAGAAAUGCGCUUCCGCAGGAGCAAAGAAAAUCCAAACACCACCAUACCAGUGGAGGAUACCAAGAAGCGACCAGAUCAGAACUGGGUCCAGUGUGAUGAUUGUUUGCGCUGGCGGAAACUCCCUGAUGGAAUUGACUGCACCAAGCUGCCACCAAAAUGGUUCUGCCGUAUGAAUCCUGAUCCUCAGUUCAGGAGCUGCCUGGUAGAGGAGGAGCCUGAGGACAGUGAUGAUGACCAGCCUUCAUACUUCAAGACCUAUAAACAACAAGAGAGGGAGGACAAAAGGAAACAAGAAAUUAUGAGACAAAAGGCUGAGGAGGAUCAAAGGCGUCAGGAAGAGCAGCGUGCAGCUAACCUCGCCAAGCAGCGACAGAUACAUUCCAGAACUGUCCAUUCCCCUUCUGCUCCCACAACCCCGAGGAGUAGGACGCUCCAAGGAGGCGCUGCAAGGGCUGAAUCCUCCAUGCUGAGCUCCUCCACCAUUUCACAAGCUGCCUGCAGCCCCUCCAGCACCAGUGGUCUUCCUGUUAUUACUAGUGUGUGCUCACUGUCACAGAUCCUGGGGGGGAAAAGGCCAGGAUCUGUUACUCCACAAAGCACGCCUAAAAUGCGGAGAAUAGAUCUCAACCAUGGGAGCACCUCAGAUAUACUCUCGUCAGUAGAUGUGAUCCCCUUGAGAUCCCCCUCUGCGCCUGUUGAUAGUGGUGAUGAGACUGAUGAUGACAUCGUUAUCUUGGAGGAAGAUAGCACCCCAAAGCCAAACCCGCCUGUUUUGGAUAUUAGUAAAGUGAAGAAAGAGGAAGACGAAAGUAAUGAUAGUGUCAGCAUGCUAGAGAUUUGCAAUGAUGCAGCAAUGGAUGUUGGCUCAGAGACAAAUGCUGCAGGAACUGGUCCUGCAGGGUCUGCAGCUGCAGGAACCAGUUCUUCCUCUGUGCCCCCUGUACUAGUGUCAAGUGCUACCACCCAGACAGAUGUACCCAGCAUAAAGCAGGAAGUGGAGACACCAAGUCAGACUAACGGGGAGAAUGGAGCCACACAGAGUGUUUGUAAUAAGAGUGGUGAAGCACACAGUUCAAAUUUGGAUGCUUCUAGUGUUGAGCAAAGAGUUUUUAAGCAAGAGAGCAGUGAAGACUCUCAGAGAAAGCAGAAUGGUGACACCCACCACCUGCACAGUGAUGAAGAUGCUGGACCUUCCUGUGUUAGUGCCUAUGACAAGAGAAGCCUCCCAGCUAACGGCCUCAGUGUUACCGAGGUGCAGAAGCAACAGGACCAACUCAUGGAGCUCAUGCAGGAUGCAGCUCAGGAGAGAGACUCUUUGAAAGAGAAGGUCCAGAGACUUACCUCCGAGUUGGAAGCUGUGCAGAGCAGACUGCAGGAGGCAUCUCACAGCAAUAUUAAGAAGGAGUGUUCUCACCAAGCCAGUCAGACAGAAGUAACAGAGCGGGAGAAGGACUACAAAAGUCUAUUUGAGAAGGCCAAACAGAAAGUCAAUGAAUUGAUCAAGGACAAAGAGGCUUUGAUCGCAGCGACAGAGACAAAGCCCAAUCACAGCACUGGCCAAGGUGAAGAAGGUGACGUUGAUGAGAUCGCUCUGCAAGUUGACUCUUUGAUCCGAAGGCUGGAUCAAAGCAACAAGGAGAAUAAUGAUCUGCGCUCACAGUUGAACAGGCUGGAGGAGGAAAAAGCAAACCUGGCGGCCCAAUGUGAAGAGCUCAAGUCGAGUUUGCAGCAGGAGAGGGAAAACGCACCACCAGCAAGAAACAGCGACUCUUCUGAUCAGACACGUCCAGAGGAAGCAGGAGAAUUGACCGACUCUGACGCACAUUCGAGCUCAGAUGCAUUCAGAAGUUUGCUUGAGCUUCGGCAGAAUGUCGGCCGUCUUCUCAUCACUUAUGUGCCUGCACUGGACCUGGAGCAAGUGAAUUUUAGGUGUAAUGUCAUUGAUGAAAUCCUAGAACAGGUUCUCGCUAGUAGGGAUUCUGUCACAGGUGAGGGGCUGAGUGACGACGCAAUAAAUGAGUAAAAAAUCAUUACACUGGUGUAGGUGUAGCACUUCACCUGUAAAUAGCAAUGAAGGGGUAUUCUUAUGGGGGAAAUACAUUCAUUUCUAUUUAUUUGAGGAUGUGUUCAUGUUUACAGAAUUUUUAUAUAGAUUUGCAGCAAAAUUCAAGGUUAUUAGCUUCCUUGAGCUGUUUCUUUAAAUACAGAAAUAAAACCCCAUGAGCAAUGUAAUUGCAGCAUGAUAAGUUUUUUUUAUAGGUUGUACAUUUUUCCAGUGAAGUUUAAGCAGAAUCAUGGAAGUAAUCCAUUUGCAGGGAUGGGAAUUUUCCGCGGAUUUCAUUUCAAGUUUGAACACUUUAUUGUCGCUGAUACUCCCGCGAGAUGGUAACGACGUUAACAAGCUGUCGUUCGAUUGUAAACGGCCCAGCAAUUGGAAGUCGCUGCGCCACCGAGCCCCCCCCCCCCCAACGACUUUCCGCUGGAAUCAGAACUUGCUGAUCCCAUCCCUGCAUUUGUUGGCAGCAACCAAACAGCAUCUGAUUGUGAUUGUUUCACAUUAUCAGCGGAUUGUUUUACUAUCUGUGUGUAGCAUGUUUUGUACACAUUCUGAUAGAUAUAUUUUUAUACCUCCUGUUCAUGUGCAGUGAUUCAGUUCUUUGUUCUGGUGAACAUUUCCUGUAGGGCUCAAUGACAAGCCUUACAGUUUAAGUGAAGCAAACUGUAUCUUAACUGGAAAGCUUGCUACAAAUUUCCUCGAAAGCUGUUUGUGCUUGAUCCCGUUGAAUAAUAGGUAACUGAAUCUGCACAUUCUUCCUGCAAAUUGAUCUUCCUGAAAGAUCUAUGCCUAAAUGCCAAGUUUCAGUAUCUGAUCAGUAGCAGAUUUCUGUCUGUUUUUAAAUUGUGCUGUUUAAGUUAUUUGGCUGUGAGAUUUUUUGAAUGUAUAUAAUAUGUUAAGCUUUGUUAACGUCUCUUUUUCCAACUUGGCAACAGCAGACACACACCACAUAUGUAGACAUUUAUUUAAACAUUCAUUUAAAAAAUGUAUUACAUGGAAAUUAGGGCUUCUAAGGUUGAGGUAUCUGAAGUUAAAUUCCUCUCAGGUCAUGGCAGUUUGUUUCAGAUUUAAUGUGUCUUUCAACAGUGUCAGCAGCACAAACGCAUCUCAAAAUGUCACUGAAUCAAACAGCUUCAUUGUAUUUUUCUGUAAAAUAACUACUUUCUUGUCCAGACGAUUUCUAAACAAAAUUCCUUUUACUUUCAAACACAGUUCCUGUAACCUCAAAAGGUUCAGAUUAUUUAUUAAUACAUUUUUUUUUUGCAUUUUUCAGUUUUACAUAACGUGUUUUACAUGUCAUAGGCUGAUAUACAUGUUAUAUUAGUAGAAUUGUUAUUUUACAUUGGGAAUAUAUGAAUAGAAUAUUUUCCUUGAAGAAAAGUAAGUGGUUUGCUACAAUGCAACCAUUGCUUGCUGCAAAUAAAAUGUUUCAUACGA
Molecule: messenger RNA, 4685 nt
Organism: Acanthochromis polyacanthus (spiny chromis)
Lineage: Eukaryota; Metazoa; Chordata; Actinopteri; Pomacentridae
Gene: morc3a
Product: MORC family CW-type zinc finger 3a
Exons: 19
Coding region: 24-3215 (1063 amino acids)
Cellular component (GO): PML body; nucleus
Molecular function (GO): zinc ion binding; ATP hydrolysis activity
Source: RefSeq, a predicted model, not a curated record